AGGCAAGCUACCGCUCAUCGAAUCCACGUUCCUUCGACUCAACAAUGGCCCCCAAGCUCGACCCCAACGAAAUCAAAAUCAUCUACCUGCGGGCCACAGGUGGUGAAGUCGGUGCUUCAUCUGCUCUCGCACCCAAAAUCGGUCCUCUUGGUCUCUCGCCCAAGAAGGUCGGUGAAGAUAUCGCCAAGGCUACCGGUGCAUGGAAGGGUCUCCGUGUGACUGUCCAGCUUACGAUUCAAAAUCGUCAAGCAGCAGUCUCUGUUGUCCCCUCCGCCUCCUCUCUGGUCAUCCGUGCUCUUAAGGAGCCUCCUCGUGAUCGCAAGAAGGAGAAGAACAUCAAGCACAGCGGCAACAUUCCUUUCGAUGAGAUCGUUGACAUUGCCCGCACGAUGAAGUCAAAAUCGCUAGCGAAGGAGCUCUCGGGUACCGUGAAGGAGAUUCUCGGCACUGCCCAGAGUGUUGGCUGCACAAUCGACGGCCGGCCAGCUCAUGACGUGAUCGACGCGAUCAACUCGGGGGAGCAGGAGGUGCCAGACGAGUAGACGGCCACUCAUGUAUUUUUUGCCCUGCAUUAUCACCAUUUUAUCUGGCACAUCCUCACUGUUGCUCUUGUAAAAGAAUACCGCAACUCCACGGCGGACGACUGCCACAGC
Coniophora puteana RWD-64-598 SS2 is the source of this 653-nucleotide messenger RNA. RefSeq names its product ribosomal protein L12. Lineage: Eukaryota; Fungi; Basidiomycota; Agaricomycetes; Boletales; Coniophoraceae. Gene Ontology annotation, biological process: translation. Gene Ontology annotation, cellular component: ribosome; cytosolic large ribosomal subunit. The coding region runs from base 45 to 542 and encodes 165 amino acids. The record is from RefSeq and is a predicted model, not a curated record. The transcript is spliced from 4 exons. Gene Ontology annotation, molecular function: large ribosomal subunit rRNA binding; structural constituent of ribosome.